AUGGUUAGAGAUCUACUCAAUCGAGUUCCCCCUGAGCCCGAAGAUGCAUGUCUUCCUGGUGAGAUAAAGUGCAGCACAAAGGACUAUGGCAGGAUUUGCCUGCCUGCAGAGGCCAGGUGCAAUGGUAUUGAGGAAUGUGCCGACGGAUAUGAUGAACAAAAUUGUUACCAAUUCCCACCUUCAAGUUGUACGCCACAAGAGUUCAGCUGUGACGUGUCGCGAUGCAUCCCGUUAGCCAGCCAGUGCGAUGGACGCCGGGACUGCGCCGACGGUCUCGACGAACGGGAUUGUCCAGAAGGUGGGGGUCCCCCCCACAGGUCAGGGCCCUGGAUCCGCGCCUGUAAGCAGCUGAUGAUUCAGCUACUUCAACUCCACCACCUAUUUCAACUCCAUUCUAUAACUUGUAACAUGUAACAAAAAGUUAUACUUUUUGUUUGAUAUUUACCGACGUCGUGCGGGAAAGGAAAAACUUGUUAUAAAACACGAAAUUAUGUUAUAAAACACAAAGUUACAUGUAAUAAGUUACAUGAAUUCAUAACAUUUUUGUUAAAGUUGUUAUAUAACCAUAAC
Molecule: messenger RNA, 570 nt
Organism: Nilaparvata lugens (brown planthopper)
Lineage: Eukaryota; Metazoa; Arthropoda; Insecta; Hemiptera; Delphacidae
Product: very low-density lipoprotein receptor-like
Exons: 4
Coding region: 1-414 (137 amino acids)
Molecular function (GO): protein binding
Source: RefSeq, a predicted model, not a curated record